GUUGUUCUGAAUUUUUUGUCUUUGGUCACCCGCCAUUGUUUGUUAUUUGUAUCAAAAAUAUUAGGCGUCGGUGAAAACUCUAAUUUUUAUCCUUUUUCAUCUGGGAAUAGCCAGAUAUUAUUGAGUGUUUUUGAAAGGGAGAAGAAUUUUAAUCAUUUAAAAUGUCGAUCGGUGUUCCUAUUAAAGUACUUCACGAAGCAGAAGGCCAUGUAGUGACCUGUGAAACUAAUACCGGUGAAGUGUAUCGCGGUAAACUGAUAGAAGCCGAGGAUAACAUGAAUUGCCAGAUGACUCAAGUGACAGUCACGUACAGGGAUGGCCGGGUGGCUCAGCUGGAGAAUGUAUACAUUCGUGGGUCAAAAAUUCGUUUCCUUAUAUUACCAGAUAUGUUGAAGAAUGCGCCCAUGUUCAAACGGCAGGGGAACAAACCAACCGCUGGACGCGGCAAGAGCGCUAUAAUAAGAGCUCACGCUGGUCGAGGCAGACCAGGAGGGAGAGGAGGAGGUCACCGUGGUGGCUGGCAGGGAGGUUCAGGACCUUCUAGACGAUAAGAUUAUAUCUAGAAUUAGUAUCCUACCUUUAAUUUUUACUGUACUCUAUUUAAGAUUACUUCAAACCAGUUCACUAUUUGCAAAGCCUUGACUAGAACUAAAUCAAAUAUUUUCCAUGUUCAAUGGUGCUAACAUGUGACCGAGUUAGAGAAAUAGACAAAAUAUUGUCCAAUGGUGGCGGAGUCGUCCCUGCUCCAUUUCUUUGAUCACAAUAAAAAUAUUAGUAUACUAUAUUGUCUACUUUUCUUUAGACCAUCAUCUUGUUGGUUGUAUCUUCUUCUUCUUCUUCUUUCUUCUGGGCCGUUUCCGCACUUAGCCAAGUUAAGAGUUAAGUUAAGAGGUAAGAAGUUGUUGGUUGUAUGUUAGCUCCACAAAAAAAUAUUUUAGUGGCACUAAAAUAAAUCUAUUAGAACAAGUAAUGCCAUAAUUAUAUCUCAAUAAAUCACACACACACAAAUGUGUGCGUUAGGGGGCUUAUAUUAUAAUCAGUGUGAGUGAGAUUGAAUGUUGGCCAACAAAAAGUUCUUGUGGUCAUGUGAGUUUUAGCCAUGUUUCAUAUUUCAUUAAGAUGAAUUACACUCAUGAUUGUGUAUGAAUGAAGUACUUUUUUAAUCAGUGCACAUGAAAAGACUUCAUUCAUACACAAUCAUGAAGCCUGAACAGAAAAAUAAUAAAAAAUCCCUGACUUAAGGGUGUCACAAGUAUUUCUUAAGUCUUGUAUGCUUAGUUUACUAAUAUUGGGAAUUAGUUCCUUUUUUUCCAGAGCAUGGGAAAAUUUUCUUAUUUUUUUGGUCAGGUUACAAAACUACUUGAGUGAUACUGUGCAGUUUGUGAUAAGGUUUUCAAUAAAUAAUAAGUUGUGUACAA
Bicyclus anynana (squinting bush brown) is the source of this 1418-nucleotide messenger RNA. It is a transcript of the gene SmD3, whose product is annotated as small nuclear ribonucleoprotein Sm D3. Gene Ontology annotation, biological process: RNA processing; spliceosomal snRNP assembly. The record is from RefSeq and is a predicted model, not a curated record. Gene Ontology annotation, cellular component: U2 snRNP; spliceosomal tri-snRNP complex; catalytic step 2 spliceosome. The transcript has 2 exons. Gene Ontology annotation, molecular function: RNA binding. The coding region runs from base 162 to 551 and encodes 129 amino acids. NCBI's taxonomy places the organism in Eukaryota, Metazoa, Arthropoda, Insecta, Lepidoptera, Nymphalidae.